This is a messenger RNA of Fusarium fujikuroi IMI 58289, 918 nucleotides long. RefSeq lists its product as uncharacterized. Lineage: Eukaryota; Fungi; Ascomycota; Sordariomycetes; Hypocreales; Nectriaceae. The record is from RefSeq and is a predicted model, not a curated record. The coding region runs from base 1 to 918 and encodes 305 amino acids. Gene Ontology annotation, biological process: regulation of proteolysis; proteasome-mediated ubiquitin-dependent protein catabolic process. The transcript has 2 exons. Gene Ontology annotation, molecular function: ubiquitin protein ligase binding. Gene Ontology annotation, cellular component: cytoplasm.
AUGGCUCAGGAAGAUAUUCCUAUGUCUAACAUGGACCCCGAAUUGUUUUCCACACCGAAAAAUCACUUCAGCGAUUAUUCUAAAGAAAUGGAUACUGAAGAGCGAUACGCAGUGGAUGAUAUCUGCGCUUCUUCGGUACGCGCUUCUUCUUACAAGCUUCUCCUUGAUGGCGCCUACUCCGACAUAUCGAUCGUCUGCGGCGGUCGCGAGUUCAAGGUUCAUCGUGCUAUUGUGUGUACGCAGUGUGAAUGGUUUGCGGAGGCAUUCACAACCCCACCUAAGAAGCGCACCAUUAGAAGUGUGACUCUGAAUGAAGACCCCGAAGUCUUUCAGCAUUUACUCGAGUUUCUUUACACUGGAACAUACACUGCUCAAAAGCCUACGGCAUCGCAUGAGGCUGAGAGAGCGAAGGAGAUUCAAGAUAGACUCGGCGGUUAUCCUCGUUGCCCCAUCGAAAAAGACAUUGCGAAAGACAGUGUGCCAGAACGCCCUGUAAGGCGAUCAAAUAGGUUAUUGUCAACUACACCCGCCCCGGCACAGACCCAACCCGGAGCCAAGUCACCCUCAGGCUCACCGCACGAAAUAAUUCUCGCUAUGAAUCUCUGCAUCAUGGCUCACAAAUACAACAUCCCCGCGCUUCAGCUCCUCUGCCAAGAUCGCUUCUACACGGCUGCCAGAAACCGAUGGGUCAAUAAGACAUGGACCGACUGGGAGGCUACCCAGGAGUUCGAGGACGUCGUGCUGGACGUCUUUUCUUCUACGGAAGAGGUUGAUACUCCGUUGUGGAGAGCGUUGUGCAAGUUGAUUUGCGUGAAGAAGGAUGGAGAUCGGAUGAAGGAGAGGAUGAUGGCUGUCAAGGGGGAGCACGCUUAUCUUGUUGAGGGUGUUGCGAAGUACAUGCUGGAGGCUAGAGGCUAG